Messenger RNA from Fonsecaea monophora, 1194 nucleotides. RefSeq lists its product as hypothetical. The transcript has 6 exons. Bases 1 to 1194 code for a protein of 397 amino acids. The record is from RefSeq and is a predicted model, not a curated record. NCBI's taxonomy places the organism in Eukaryota, Fungi, Ascomycota, Eurotiomycetes, Chaetothyriales, Herpotrichiellaceae.
AUGGCCGAACUUGACAAGAUACUCGAGCGUUGCACGGAUCCCAAAACCGGCACUCUCCAUGGCGUGGCCUUUGCGGCCAUUGAUGCUCAAGGCAACAUCCUCUACAAAAAGGCCGCCGGGAGUAUGUGCGUCGACAAGGAUCCGACCAAACCCCUGACCACCAAUGCCUUGACGUGGAUGGCCUCGAUGACCAAGAUGCCCAGUUCCGUCGCUGCGAUGCAGCUCGUGGAACGCGGCCUGGUCGGGCUGGACGACGAUGUCCGGAAAUGGCUGAAGCCGUUGGAGGACGUCAAAGUGUUGACCGGCUUUGAGGGUGAGAAUACUUCCUCCUACCUCCUCCAUCCUACUUCUGCCAUUGCCAGGUCCAUGACUCUGCCAAAUGGACAUCCCGUAUAUGAGGAGGUCCAAGGCAAAAUCACUCUCCGACAACUCCUAUCUCACACCUCCGGUCUCGCAUAUGACUCGUUACAGCCUACGCUGGGUAAAUGGAGCGACUACACACAGAGGAAAGAGACUUCUUUCACUGGGUCAAUUGUCGAAGCCGUAACCGGCCAGCGCUUCGACGAGUACAUGCGCGAGAACAUAUGGUCCAAGCUGGGCGCGACAUCGACGACCUUUCGGCCAUGGGAGUUUCAGGAAGUGCUCUCCCUCCCACCCAAACAGGAGAUGGCCUACCGCGCCGACGGCCCGCACGGCAAAGGACCCCUCACGCCCGCGGUGUUCCCGCACGCGUACCCGCAGAAGGACGACUGCGGCGGCGUCGGUCUGUGGUCGACCGCGGACGACUACCUCAAGCUGCUGGGGGCGCUCGUCGCGGGCGGAGCGCCCAUCUUCUCGCACCCCGAGACGGUGGACGAGAUGUUCCGGCCGCAGAUCGGCGAGGCCAGCCGCGCCGCCAUGAACGGCUACAUCAACGGCUCGUUUCGCGAUCUGUUCCAGAUCCUCUGGCCCGAGGGCAUGGAGGGCGAUCACUGUCUCGCGGGGACGGUGCAGACUGAGGACUUACUGGGGAGGAGGAGGAAAGGGACCGUCUGUUGGUCGGGGAUGGGGAAUACGCAUUGGUGGGUCGACCGAGCCAGCGGCAUUGCAGGCCUCAUGUUCACGCAACUGCUGCUAACGGGCGACAUCAGCGUCCGGGAGACGGAGAUUGAGCUAGAAAAGGCGCUUUACAAGGCCGUCGAGGCAAAGUCUUAG